Molecule: messenger RNA, 1812 nt
Organism: Episyrphus balteatus (marmalade hoverfly)
Lineage: Eukaryota; Metazoa; Arthropoda; Insecta; Diptera; Syrphidae
Product: UDP-glycosyltransferase UGT5-like
Exons: 5
Coding region: 178-1791 (537 amino acids)
Molecular function (GO): UDP-glycosyltransferase activity
Source: RefSeq, a predicted model, not a curated record
AAAUAUAGACUAAAUUGAGAAUUGUUAUUAUGAAAAUAGAAAUGCAUCCACACGAACAUAUGCGGAGCUGCAUUGCUUGUUAUAAUAUAACUGAUCAUUAAUUCAGUCGUUUCUAAAUUAUCAAAGAAUACAAACGUCUAUCGGAAAGUUCAAUGUCUAAAUAAUUACUUCUUCAACAUGCUAUUAAAAGUUGUUUACGUUUUAGCAAGUGUUUUUGUGAUAUUGAAUAAUAACAUUUUUCAAGUUCAUGGUGCUAAUAUACUCGGUCUUCUGGGCAUGACAUCUCCAAGUUCACAAAUAUGGAACACAGUUUUCUUACACAAACUAGCUGAAAAUGGUCACAAUGUUACAAUUCUCUCAGCGGAUUUGCCAAAAUCAAGUGAAAAACUUCCACCAAAUGUUCAUUAUAUUCAUUUGGAAAAGGCCUAUGCAAUGUACGAUAGUGAGAAGAAGACUGAUGCUAAGAAGCUUGAUCUUGUGUCUUACAUCGGUGUUCAUAAUCCAUUUACAUCAAUACCUCCAUUUUAUGCUUUUGGAAUAGAAACUUGCAGGGGAAUUGUAUCAUCUAAAGGUUUCAAGACUCUCUUAGACUAUCCAAAUGAUUUUAAAUUCGAUUUGAUGCUGAAUGACUACACUCUGGGACCGUAUUUGUUGGGAUUUCUACACAAAUUCAACUAUCCACCAUUGAUUGGUCUAACAGCAUUCCACAACUCUCCACUGACAAUUGAUGCUAUGUUUAAUCAUUAUUUCCCAGCUUAUGUGCCUUAUCAUUCAACUGUUUACAGCACUGAGAUGAAUUUUUAUGAAAGGCUUGAAAAUACUUUGAUUUUUAUUGCCGAUACAGCGUACCGCCGUAUGAUUUACUUACCACAGAUCGAUGCCAUAAUGAGACCCUAUUUCGACAAGGAUACUCCAUAUCUAGGUGAUCUUUCAGCUCAUACUGCUAUUUCAAUGGUCAAUUCACAUCCAGCUAUCGAUUAUGCUGAAUCAUUGCCUCCGAAUGUUAUCGAAGUUGGAGGAAUGCAAAUUUUGGACGCAAAACCUCUGCCGAAAGAUUUGGAAGAAUUUAUGAACAAAAGUCGAAAGGGAGUGGUAUUUAUUUCGUUUGGAACAAAUAUGAAAAGUGAAGACUUUGGUGAAGAAAGAGUUCGAGUUUUUCUAGAUGCCAUGACUCAGUUGCCUGAGUAUAAUUUUAUGUGGAAAUUUGACAAAAAGUAUCUUAAAACGAAGCUGCCGGAGAAUGUUCUUGCUCAAUCGUUCUUUCCUCAAAGAGAUAUUUUAGCUCAUCCCAGGCUCAAGGCAUUCGUAACACAUUGUGGCGGUUUAAGUUCUCAAGAGGCAACUUGGCGGGGAGUUCCGAUGAUUGGUAUACCACUAUUUCUUGAUCAACACAGGAAUUUGCGUCAAUCAAUGUUAGCUGGAGUUGCUGAAAAAAUAGAUUUUCUUACUAUGACAACUGAAAUUCUUCGUGAUACUAUUAAAAAAGUUGCAGAAGAUCCCAAAAUGGCACAAAAUGUUCGAAUUCGUUCCCAGCAAUUUCGUGAUCAACCAAUGAAACCAUUAGAAUUGGCAGUAUGGUGGGCGGAAUAUCUGCUACGCAAUCCGAAUCCGUUUCAUCUUAAGUCAGCAGCAAGCAAACUUAACAUAUUUCAAGCUCAUUCUUUGGAUGUUCUACUUCUUUUAUGGACAGUAUUUGUGAUAUUGAUUUUAGGUUUGGUUAAAUUGCUUUUUAUUGUUAUGAAUUGUUUUAAAAGAAAAAAUCAAGGAUCUAUUAAAUUGAAACAAAAGUAAAGCAAACAUAAAUAAAAUAAA